Molecule: messenger RNA, 1753 nt
Organism: Lytechinus variegatus (green sea urchin)
Lineage: Eukaryota; Metazoa; Echinodermata; Echinoidea; Temnopleuroida; Toxopneustidae
Exons: 4
Coding region: 461-1348 (295 amino acids)
Biological process (GO): phospholipid metabolic process; arachidonate secretion; lipid catabolic process
Cellular component (GO): extracellular region
Molecular function (GO): A2-type glycerophospholipase activity; calcium ion binding
Source: RefSeq, a predicted model, not a curated record
GUGUGCAUUAUGAAUGAAUACAGGGGUGGAACUAUUUUAAACUGAUCAUAUUUGGUUGGGUACGUGUGCAUUGCUAUUACCAUGGACACUACACAAUUUAGCAAAUGGUAGUCGGUUUUAUGACUGGUGAUUUCUCUGUCCAUCUUCUGCAUCGAUUUAAGUGGUUCAAGACCAACUUCUUUGAAUUUUAAUGAGAGGUUAUCAAAGUUUUGAAGGUCGCGGUUCUUUUGCUCGUAGUGUAACUGGAAUUAAAUCAUGCAUUUUGAAUCUUAGAUGACAAGACUUGUAGUACUUCAUGCGACAUCAAUGUGAUAUAUAUUUUUUCGUUUUCUGAACUUUAGAUAGUGAAUAGAAUAAUUUGAAGGAACUCAAGACGGAUUAAUCUAUAAAAAUACGUGUGUCUGCAUGUUUGCUGACGAGAAGACGUCGAAUUAUUAUAACUCUAGUUUGGCCCUUGUCAAUGUUAUUAUUGAUCUCCAACAUGAAGUUCAACGUUAGUCCAGUCCGAAUCCUCGAAAACAACUUCGUUAUCCCAACCGUCCUCAUCGUCAUCGUCCAUUAUGUGACGAUGUCGACUUCCACCUCGUCCGCGGAGUCGUUGGUGCUGGAGGACUUCCAGCAUUUAACCGACAAGCUCACUCAUAAGAUCAUGGAGAAUAUCGAGAGAUUGAAAGCAACCGACCCAAACUGGGGGCAGCCCCCUAAGGAUAUGGGAGAGGACGAUAUGACACAGGAACAGAUGAAAAGUAUCUCAGAAUGUGAAUUUCAUUGUCCAAAUGGUCAGAUGGAAGUGGAAAACGAGCAAUUCAAAAUGCCAGGUUAUAAAAACUGCAAGGAUUAUGACAGCAUGUGGGACCGGAUACCAGGUGCCUCGGACUGUUGUAAGCGACAUCAGAUUUGCUACCAUACAUGUGGGCUUGAAAGAACACGGUGUGACAUGGAGUUUACUAGGUGUAUGGAGAAUGUUUGCGAAGAAUUACAAGAGAAAGGAAUGAUUAAAACGGAGAAAGUUAUCGAAGCUUGUGUUUCUGCUAUGAGAAUGCUUGGUAUCAUGGUUAUGGAACCCGGAUGUAAAAUGUAUCCUAAAGCACAGGGCGCUGCCUGUCGGUGUGUCGACAAGGAUCCCGAUGAUGAUGUCGACGCUGAUAGCAGCCUGUCUGAUUCAAAUACCUCAGGAAAAUUUGUCGACAACGAAAGAAGGCUAAAGGACUUGACACCGAAGAAAGAUGACAUCGUGAUUAAUGAUAAAGGCAAUGAAAACAUUGGUGAUGUUGAGAUGACCAUCGACGACGACGACGACGACUUCGACAAUGGUAUAGGCGCUCGUGUUGACCGGGAUGAGCUAUGAUAAGAAACUUUAUCUAAGUUCAACAUCUUACUUCAAAAUCACUCAAUAAGAAUCGAAUUGGAAUAACAUGAACUUUAUUUUCAAAAGUUUUAUUUUCAAUGCACAGUUCAUUGCUUGUUUUUGUACGGCCCAUGGGGCUGUAAACCAUGCAGCCAAAACUGAUUUUCAAACUUGAUCUAGUUUUAAAUAGUGCCCUCAUGCGAUAAGUAUGACUAUCAUGAGUUGCGGAGUUCAGUUGUUGUAUACGGUUUUGAUAAUCGGUAACGUUGCAGAAAAGUAUACUGUUUCAUUUUUUUUACAAUAAUGGUUAUUGCUGUGUUAUGCCGUGGUGUCGUGGUCAAGUGCAGUGGUGUAAGGUACAAAAAAUAUAUGGGACAAAUUUCUAAAAAGCUGCGAGAGGGCGAA